Aspergillus tanneri is the source of this 1833-nucleotide messenger RNA. RefSeq names its product pre-mRNA cleavage and polyadenylation factor (CPF) complex subunit (gene PFS2). NCBI's taxonomy places the organism in Eukaryota, Fungi, Ascomycota, Eurotiomycetes, Eurotiales, Aspergillaceae. Gene Ontology annotation, molecular function: protein binding. The coding region runs from base 1 to 1833 and encodes 610 amino acids. The record is from RefSeq and is a predicted model, not a curated record. Gene Ontology annotation, cellular component: mRNA cleavage and polyadenylation specificity factor complex. The transcript has 4 exons.
AUGGCCUUUUACGAUGAAUCCGGCGAUGCCCUGCCAUUUGGGCGGCCUCAAAAGUCCUAUGAAGCUGGAAUAAUUGGACUGCGAAGACCGAGACUGGUCACUGAUUAUGGAUCGUCGCUCGUACAGUGGAUGCGCACACGGCGACCGCGCUAUCAAGGAGGCCAUAGAAUGGAGGUGGAACGGCCCAGUGCCAGCUAUGUAGUGGAUAUGCUCCCACCACUGGCACGCGUGCAUUCUCCAGCAGACACCAUUCCUGUUCGACACCUUCAUCAGUCAAUUGGAAAGUCGAAAAAGCCGAUCACUGUUGUACGGUGGACUCCGGAGGGCAGACGUCUAUUGACGGGUGGGCACACUGGAGAGUUCAUGUUGUGGAACGGGACGGCCUUCAAUUUUGAGACAGUAAUGGAUGCUCAUUAUGAUCAAUUACAAGCUGGAGUGACUUCGUUGUCGUGGUCGCACAGCCAUGAUUGGUUGAUUUCUGGGGGACAGAAGGGUGAUGUGAAAUACUGGCGACCUAAUUUCAACAAUGUGGAGACAAUUGAUGAUGCGCAUCAUGAUGCUGUUCGAGACCUUGCAUGGGCCCCUAGCGAUACCAAAUUCCUCACGGCGUCCGACGAUACAACUCUGAAAAUUUUCGAUUUCACGUCUCGAACGGCUGACACCGUCCUUACCGGUCAUAACUGGGAUGUCAAGACUUGCGACUGGCACCCAACGAAGGGUCUAUUGGUUUCAGGGUCCAAGGACCAUCAGGUCAAGUUCUGGGAUCCUCGCACUGCAAGAUGCUUGACAACGCUUCACAGCCACAAGAACACCGUUACUGCUACACGAUUCUCUCCUGUCAACAGCAACCUUCUGGCGACAUCUUCGCGUGAUCAGACAGCGAGAAUUUUCGAUCUACGGAUGAUGCGAGAUAUCUGUAUCCUUCGGGGUCACGAGAAGCCGGUUUCAUCUCUCACAUGGCACCCUAUUCACACUACGCUUGUAUCGACAGGCGGCGAGGAUGGAUCACUAUACCAUUAUUUGCUUGACGAACCUAAUAUGCCUUCGGGACAGAUCCCCACCGUUGCCCCGUACGACAGUCCCGACCCUGCAAAUACGCCAGCACAGGUGAUCUACCCUGCUCACAAGAUCCAGUAUGCGCAUAGUGCAACGAUUUGGUCGUUGGACUGGCAUCCUCUCGGACACAUACUGGCCUCUGGUUCUAAAGAUAAUUUCACUCGGUUUUGGUCUCGGGCUAGACCAGGCGAGACUAGCUACUUGAAAGACAGAUUCCACAUUGGAGAAGACGCUGCCGAGGCUCAAGGAACCUGGAACCGGGGCUUUGGAAGGCGACAGAUGCGUGAAGAAGAAGAACAAGAGCUGCAAGACGAGGCAGAGAGUUUGGUCGAUCAGAAGAACCCCACUGGGUCAUUCCUUCCGGGUAUACAGACCGCACCUCCCGGCAGUAUACCUCAACAGAACGGGUCUGCGUCACAGAUAUUACCUGGAAUUGGCGCUCCCCAGCCACCACCUCAGAGUGGGGUCCCGGCUUCCAUGCCUCAAAUGGACCCUGCCCGUCUUGCGGCCCUUCUGUCUACCCAACCGCCACCCCAAGCAAACACUUUCCCCCCAAACACGGGAUUGCCUAGCUUUAGCAUGCCUCCUGCUAUGUCGGGGACGCCCCCGAUGAACGUUGACCUUGCAGAGUUACAGAAGCAGCUUCUCGCGCAAGGCAUAUCUCUCCCCCAAAAUUUCCCCCCGCCGGGUUUCGGUUCAAUGUCUGGGCCCAUGGGUCCCGGGGGUCUACCAGGUCUGCAAGGUGGUCGUACGCCGGACAAUGGUUAUGGAAGGUGA